UGUACGAAGUUUACUUAAUGAAAAAAAGAAAUCAAUCCGAGUGUUAUAAAUCUCUCUAAAGAAGACAGACCACGGUAGAAGGUAGAGAAGCAGAAGUGGCCAGUCCCCCGAUUUCAAGUUCAUUGAGAUGAAAUUGAUGUUGCUUUGGACUAUUGUUACAUUACUGGGAACUGUUUACACAGCUAAGGAAGCGUGUAUUAAGAAUGAAUGUCGGGAUGCUUUAGAUCGAUGCUUGGCCGUCAAUCAGACAAAUCGAGUCUGUCGAGACGUCGACGGUAACUGUCGAGCCGACGGAGAUCACUGGGAUUACCUCAACUGCUUGAGAUUGGAGUGUCGAAGUCACAAAAUAUCAGUCUUAAAUGAUAAAUGUCUGAGUACCGUUAAAGAAUGUCUGACAAUUACCAUUGAAAAUCAAAUGUGUCGGGACCAACACGGCAGGUGCAGGGAGACCGGAAGUCGCUGGACACACGAUUGCUUUGGGAUGACGUGUCAACAAAACAAAGUGUCAAUCAUAAAUGUCAAAUGCUGUGUCCGAGAUUCAGUUGAUUGUGUGAAGCCGAUUGUAUGUCGUUCUCCUGGAGAGAUCUGGAAAAUCCCGGGAAAUGAAACGCUCCAGACAUGCAAAAUAGUAAAGAACAAAAUGGGACGGUACACCUUCCAGUACUUCGUACCAAAAAGAUGAAAACUUUCGUGAGAGCAAUG
Messenger RNA from Saccostrea cuccullata (small rock oyster), 702 nucleotides. RefSeq lists its product as uncharacterized. The record is from RefSeq and is a predicted model, not a curated record. The transcript has 5 exons. NCBI's taxonomy places the organism in Eukaryota, Metazoa, Mollusca, Bivalvia, Ostreida, Ostreidae. Bases 128 to 682 code for a protein of 184 amino acids.